Messenger RNA from Electrophorus electricus (electric eel), 3675 nucleotides. Lineage: Eukaryota; Metazoa; Chordata; Actinopteri; Gymnotiformes; Gymnotidae. The record is from RefSeq and is a predicted model, not a curated record.
GAAACACACACAGUCAUCUUAACAGUCCCGCCAGCUUUUUAGAAUAUCAAUAGAGCUGCAGGGCUUGGCGCACUGCAUUCCACAUGGCUCAGAACUGCUAGUUGGGAUGCUGCUGGAAACACUGAUGGCAACGGCAGCUUUCGAUUAUAGUGUGUGAACUCCGUUGAUGUGGUGCUGAAGUAGCUGUUUCAUUGUCUGUCAGCAAGGUUUUGCAAAUCCACCCUUAAAAAGAAAGGAGGCACAUUGCAGGGUACAAGAAGGGAAAAAAACAGAAUAUAAUUGGAAAGGAGGCUUAGGCUUAGUGAAGUCAUAAUUAACGAUUAAGGCUUAAGGUGCUUUAGGAGUCAUGCUACUUGCCAAUUACCCCAACAGCACUGCAGUUCAGAAUGGCUCAUUAACUCAGCAGCCUGCAGCAACUACAAGAGAGGAUAUUAAAUCUCCAGGUUCUUGUUUACAGACCUGCCCAGUUACAGGUGUUAUCCACAGGCUGUGGGUACAGCAUCUGUCCUCUAUAAAAGGUUAGGCACUUUAUUUACUCCACUAAAAGUGACUGCUGAUCACAUAGUUUUGUUCCUCAGUCUGGCUUUGUUUGUGUUUGGGAAGGCAGGUAGGGGGAGGAGCCUCAAGCUGCUGCUCCCAGGAGAGAUUAGCAUGGAGUAAAGGCGAGUGUCUGUAUUGAAGCAGGCACUUGGAAGGCACCGCAGGAGGUGCGCACCUGAAGAACAGCCUGCAGCUCUUUGGAGCCCUGGCACACGCUCCCUUCCACAGGCCGGCUGCGUCUGAGCCCGUGCACCCCGGCUGCGAGCACAGCAGACCGGCUGCUUUGAAUGCCUGCGCUCAGUGGUGGCCGCAAGCCCGGGAAGAGGGAGCACAGGAUGCAGGGCACGGCGGUGGCUUAUGCCGCGCUGAUGAUCGCGUCCAGCGUCUGCUCCGUGUGCGGCAACGUCCUGCUGCUCUCGGUGCUGCUGCUCAACCGCGGCCUGCAGACGGAGACGUGGCUGUUGACAGUGAGCUUCAGCCUGUGCGACCUGGCCCUCGGCCUCUCCACCAUCCCCUUCGCGGCCCACAACAGCCUGUUCCAGCCGGUGGGCUAUGCCAGUGCCAGUGCCCUGUGCCAGGGCAGCGCCUUCCUAUUCCUGCUGCUGCAGCUCGCCUCCGUGCACUCGCUCGCCUGGGCCACCAUCGACAAGUUUGCCGAGAUCUGUUUCGCUCUCAGCUAUGCCAGCGCCUUCACGGCCCCCAGGACCAGGGUGAUCCUGGCUGCGGUGUGGCUCUACGCCCUCCUCAACGCAGCGCUGCCUCUGCUGGGCUUCGGCAGCUACACCUACAGUGGCAGCAGGUUCCUGUGUGCACCCAGCUUCAAGCCUGCCACCACUGCCUUCAACAUGCUCUUCAUGGUGGUGGGAAUCAUCGUGCCCAUCCUGGCAAUGUGCGCCAUGUACGGAUAUAUAGUGUACGUGGCCAGGAACCAGGUACGGCGUGGAACUUUUGUUUGCAACGAGAAUCACUGUUUUUAUGUGCCUGCCAGUAACUACUUCAGGAGCUCCAUCGUCAUGGUGACGACCAUAGGUAAGCCGGGUGGAAAGCGAGGCCAGAUUACAGGGCAAGGCUGCUUUAUUGGAGCGGUUUGAUCAUUACCAAAGUGCUUUGCAUUGCUGCUUCAUGUUGAUUACCUCAGUGACAUUAUCUCUUGCCUACAAGAACAUCCACAUUCAGUCCUGACAAAUGGGGGUGUGCGUGUUGCUUUGAAAAAUGACAUUAGCAAUUCAAUAGCAAAUGUAAUGUUCCCCCUAACUCGCUGUUGCCUGUCAAAGCUGAUAAGACCCUAGAAAUAAUUAAAUGGGAAAGUUAAAUACGUUCUCCAAAAAUGGAUUGGUCCAUUCUUCUUCUAUUCUGGAAGCUUGAAAACAAAUUUAUAAGCCAGCUACCUGUGAAUACAUCUUCCAGAGACCACAGGGGAAAGCUAACAAAGGCAGGGAUAUCUCACAUGGUAACUAAUAAUACCAAGUCAGGCAGCAUUUGUGAGAGUAACAUAAUAUCCUCCCACAUCUAAUCAAAUAUGUCCUGCCUUUAAUCAUUAGCAAAUCAGAUGACUGUGCAUGCAUGUGUCUCUCUCUACAGUGUGUCUGCUGAUCUGUUGGCUUCCAUACAUCACCAUCUGCUUCUAUGAGACCUUGACUGGGAGAGAGAGUCCUCCGUCUGCCUGUGCCCUGGCCACCUGGCUGGUACUGUUCACCGCCGCACUCAACCCGUGGAUCAUCUCCAUGACCCAGACGUAAGCAACCGCGACCGUUUGCAGUCAAACACAACCAGAGAGAGGGCGGUAUACAAGGACAGAGAGAAAGAGAGAUGCCAUAGCUAAGCAGACGACAGUGCAGAGGAAACCCUGCUGUUGCUAAGCAGUCGAGGGACGAGAGAACAGGCUGAGCGAGUGUGUAUACGCGUGGGCGGGUAGGUGUUUAAUCAUGACCUUGUUUGAUUCUGGCAGGAGGUACAGAGCUGCUCUACGCAGGAGCGCGAGCAAACUCCGCCAGACGUUUGAGCGCGUGCGCCAGAGCUCCCUCCCCAAGCACGCGGCGGCGCAGGCGGCCGGCGGGACUCCUGGCCGCCCCUCCUCAGAGGCCGGUGCUGCGCCAGCACCCCACACGCACACAGAGGCCCUGCAAGAGCCGCAGAGGAGCUGAAACACGAGGCCCCUCUCACCUCUGCCCGGUGCAGGAAUGAUAUGAAGAGCAUGGGGAGACAUGCCACAGAGAUGCACGCAACAGCCGCCCAUGGCAACAGCAGGAAGCAGCCGGGCCUUGGGGGACUGACGAGAGUAAACGUGCCUCCUUUGGCUCACUCCGGAUGGAAAUGGAUUUCAGAUGUUGUGAUGAACACAUACAAGAAGCCUUUCUGGAGUGGAUCCCAUACUGAGCAUUUCCAGGAACAUGUUGCAGUCGUUUCCUUCACAAAUACAUCAAUGUGUUGUAAAAGAACACUGCAUGGCAAACUUUUCUUUCCACACUUUUUUUUUUUUUUAAAGUUAGUCAAAUACAUUUUCGGAGUUUUAUACGUCACACUAAUUGGUGCCUUGCUGACAAACAUUUUCAAAGCCAUUACUGAACGGAUUUUUUUGUAGAAUGAAGCAUUUCUGACACUUUAACUUUCAUGAGCAAACCUAGGUACGUACCAAAUGUUACCAAGAAUAAAACUAAAUCAUUACAGCAUUACUGAUGACCCAACCAGAAUGAACUGGGCAAAGAUUACAAAGAAAGAAACCAUGUGUGUGUGUGUAUACAUGCCACUUUCAAAUUAUGAAGGGUAUAAAUGAAAAAGAUACAUGCAACCUGAGACUAGAUAUAGAAUAUCCCAAAAAUAAAAUAGCGAUUGCUACCACUUCACGUUGCAGCUUUAAUCAAAUGCCUAUUUCACAAAGGAAAAGUGCCCUCUAGUGAAUUUGCUGGUUAAUAUCAUACCCAACAUCUGAAAUAUGCCAGCACUGCCUUUGAUUUGUCCCCCUCAGCAUUCCGUUUAAAGCUUUACUUAGGCAUUCCGAAAUGGCAAGCAAUCAUGGCAAGAAGCUGUCAGCAGCUCCUCAAUUUCCAGUGAGGCCGGUUAUGACACAUCACAUCAAACGCAAUGACGGAAGCCCAUGGUCUAGUGAGGCAUCUCUGAGUCAGAAGUGUUGCCCAC